Messenger RNA from Aspergillus fumigatus Af293, 1776 nucleotides. It is a transcript of the gene mp2, whose product is annotated as cell wall galactomannoprotein Mp2/allergen F17-like. Gene Ontology annotation, cellular component: extracellular region. The record is from RefSeq and is a predicted model, not a curated record. NCBI's taxonomy places the organism in Eukaryota, Fungi, Ascomycota, Eurotiomycetes, Eurotiales, Aspergillaceae.
AUGCGGUUCUCUGCGUUAACUUCUCUUCUCGCCUGGGGAGCCUUCGCCGGUGUCCUCGCGACACCUACAAAGGUCUCGUGGGCACCCUCGCUGGUGGAGCGUGACUUUGCCGCCGUCACCAGCGUUGUCGCUGCCAUUUCGUCCAAGGUCGAUACUCUGGAUGCAAACAUCAAGGCCUACACUGGAGGCGAUACGUCCGCUAUCGUGGAUGCUUCUGCAGACCUCAUCUCCACCAUCAACGAUGGCACAUCCACCGUGGCGGCCCAGCCAGCUCUGAGCCAAGUGGACGCUCUGAAUCUGGUGAAUCCCAUCCUGGCCUUGACCAACAAGGUCAAGACCACCAUCGACGACCUCAUCUCCAAGAAGAGUCUGAUCGUCGAGGCCGGCGCGGGUCCUACCACCUAUAGCCAGUUGUUGGACCAAUACACGGCCUCCUCGAACUUGGCUACGACCCUGUCUGGCAAGGUGCCGGAGGCUCUCAAGCAAGUCGCUGAAGAGCUGUCCUCGGGAAUCACCUCGGCCAUCCAGAAGGGUAUCGAUGCUUAUAAGGAUGUGAGCACUCCCCCGACCACUACUACUUCGUCGACUUCCACGCCUCCUACGACUUCGCCUACUACCACUCCUACCGAGACCUCCACUCCGUGCGAGACUACUACCACUACUACCGAGACCUCUACCCCCUGUGAGACUACUACUACGACUACUCCUCCUCCUGAGACCUCCACUCCGUGCGAGACUACUACCACUACUACCGAGACCUCCACUCCAUGUGAGACCACUACCACUCCUACCGAGACCUCUACCCCCUGUGAGACUACUACUACCCCUACCGAGACCUCUACUCCGUGUGAGACCACUACCACUCCUACCGAGACCUCUACCCCCUGUGAGACUACUACCACUACUACCGAGACCUCUACCCCCUGUGAGACUACUACCACUCCUACCGAGACCUCUACCCCCUGUGAGACUACUACUACCCCUACCGAGACCUCUACUCCGUGUGAGACCACUACCACUCCUACCGAGACCUCUACCCCCUGUGAGACUACUACCACUACUACCGAGACCUCUACCCCCUGUGAGACUACUACUACGACUACUCCUCCUCCUGAGACCUCCACUCCGUGUGAGACCACUACCACUCCUACCGAGACCUCUACUCCAUGCGAGACUACCACCACUCCUACCGAAACCUCUACCCCCUGUGAGACUACUACUACGACUACUCCUCCUCCUGAGACCUCCACUCCGUGCGAGACCACUACCACUCCUACCGAGACCUCUACCCCCUGUGAGACUACUACUACCCCUACCGAGACCUCUACUCCGUGUGAGACUACUACUACUCCUCCUGAAACCUCCACUCCAUGUGAGACUACCACCACUACUACACCUCCUACGGAAACCACCACCACACCCACUACACCUCCUGCUGAAACUACCACUACCACCAAUGUCCCUGUUCCCCCAGUGACCUCCACUACCACCGCUACCGAGACCACCCCAUGCCAUGAGUGUGAGGGCACCACCAGCGUUCCUAACCCACCCGGUCCCACCACACUGACCACGGUCCCUGCAUGCACGACUUGCGGCGGCAGCGGCGGCGGCGGUGGUGGUGAACAGCCCACUCCUCCCGUUGUGGUUCCUCAGCCCUCUCCCUCCAGCCCUACGACUAUCGCUCCUCCUGGAGGACUCUCCACCGGCGCAGCCAGCAAGCCGGGCUCGUCUCUUGGCACGGCCAUGGCUAUUGCUGCAUUUGCACUGUUGCUGUAA